AUGAAACAUAUCGAUGAUAAUAAAACAAAAAAUGCUGAAAUUGAAAAAUAUAAAAAAAAAUAUGAAGAUACUUUAGAAAAGUUACAAAAAGAAAAAGAAAAUUAUAAUAUAACCAAAAAAAAAUUAAAAACUGAAAAACUUCAUCAUGAAGAAACAAGAAAUCUUUACAAGACUGAAAAGGAAAAUUUGAAAAAAGAAAAAGAAGCACAUGAAAAAACUAAAAAACUUGCUCAAGAAAAGAAAGAAAAUCUAUUAAAACAAAUAAAUAAAUUAAUAAAAAAAAAUAAAAAACUUGAAACUCAACUUAAAGAUGAAGAAAAAAAGAAGAAUGAAUUAGAAAAAAUUGUUAAAAACCUUGAAGAUAAGUAUAAUAAAAAAAUUGCAAAAUACGAUCAAGCAUGUAAAAAUACUAACAAAAUUAAAAAAGAUUUAAAAGAUUUACAAGAUUUAAUUAAAGAAAAACUUGUUAAUCUUGUUAAAUCAAUGCUACCAAAUCUUUUACGUAAAAUUAAUAUUCAUUUAGAUAAAUUAAAACUAGAAGUUAUUGAUGCUGCUGAUACUGCUUUUACUUUAGAAAAAUUAGUUAAAACAUUUGGUUAA
Cetraspora pellucida is the source of this 600-nucleotide messenger RNA. NCBI's taxonomy places the organism in Eukaryota, Fungi, Glomeromycota, Glomeromycetes, Diversisporales, Gigasporaceae. The record is from the annotation of a GenBank genome assembly.